Lutzomyia longipalpis is the source of this 2334-nucleotide messenger RNA. RefSeq lists its product as uncharacterized. The transcript has 5 exons. Bases 66 to 2270 code for a protein of 734 amino acids. The record is from RefSeq and is a predicted model, not a curated record. Lineage: Eukaryota; Metazoa; Arthropoda; Insecta; Diptera; Psychodidae.
AACAAUACCUUUCAAUUAGUACCACCGCAGCUGUGUCCCCGGUCGAAGGUGUUGGAACCAAGAAAAUGGAGUCAUUCUCAGUGAUUUUCUUAACUGUUUUAAGUGCCUCAAUUGCCCUAACAAAUGGACAAAAUAGUGGAUCGUGCCUUAUUUGUGAUUCUUCGGAUAAUCCCAUUUGUGCCACCUUAAAAGAUGAAGCUGCAUUGAUCAGUAGUUGUGGUGCAGAGGAGGAUUAUUGCUUCGUUCAAAUGGACGAAUUUGGUCAUAUUCAACGUGGUUGUGGCUCUGCGUCCUAUUGUCAAGGCGUUGACUCCUGUACCGUGUGCCAAGGGGCAAACUGCAACAACGGACCCUACCCAGCGGGAAGACGACAAUGCCACAAAUGUUCAGGAGUUGAAUGUGAAAAUCCUUUAACAGGUCCAGUUGAAAUAUGCAAUGUUUUCCGAGAGGAUGACUCCUGCUACACGGUUGUUGUAAUUGAUGAAGGAAGUGAUAUUUACACACAUCGCGGAUGCGUUUCGGAUGAAAUGGACAAUCAGUGUGAAAGCUAUCCUGAUAUCUGUGUAACCUGUAACACCAAUGGAUGCAACAACCAACCACCGAGAAAUCAAUCAGAGCUAUCCUGCAUUAAGUGCACUGAACCUGAUCCUGCAUGCCGGUAUGAGUACGAUGAGGAGAGUGGACAAAUGUGUGGCUACGAAGUCUACUUGGGACGACCUGAACGAUGCUACACCCACAUCGACAUAGACGGUGGUGUCCGACGUGGAUGCCUCGAUGACUUCCGAACAGAUCAGCAGAUCUUAAAUGACUGCAACGGAGACAACGACUUCUGCACAAUCUGCACAACAAACAACUGCAACUGGGAACAAGUUGCACAACCAUCGCAAUGCGUUGUAUGCAGCAGUGCUAUCGAUUCCAAUUGUGCUCUACUCGGAACAGUCCCCAGUUUGGAAGAAUGCCCAACUGGAUCCCAUGACAAACGUGGAUGUUUUCUCAUGUACACAAAUAACGUGGUCUCAAGAGGCUGCGUUGGCUCUCUAGACAGUAACUCAUUGGACAUCUGCAAAGCUGGUGAAGAUUGCAAGAUCUGCUUAGAAGAUGGAUGCAACAGAAAAGUAAACUUCCAAACAUGCUAUACGUGCAAUUCGAAUGAAGAUCAAGAGUGCAUCAUGUCUCAGAGCAAUGAAGACGCCGUAACAUGCUCAUCGUACACAGAUAACUGCAUCACCUACAUUGAACCUGAAUCAAAGAGGACUGUACGUGGAUGUCAGGGGGAAACUUCUCUACCUCCAGGUGUAAUCUGCCCAUCGGAUACGUGCUCCGAAUGCUCAGGUGCAUCGUGCAACUCUCUCGUCUUUCCUACUGCGCGACGCUCAUGCAACAGAUGCUACUCCACCAAUGAAUGCGAAAAUGAUCUUACAGUGAACACAGCCUUCCAGAGUGUCUGUGAAUUUUACGAACCAGAUGAUCAGUGUUUCUCUGUCCUUGUUGAGGACAUUAUCCAUCGUGGAUGUCUCAGUGAUGCAUCACCUGGUGUGCAGCAUUGUCAAGAAGCUGGAGAAAAGUGUUUGAUCUGCGAUGGGCAAUACUGCAAUUCCGUGGCAGCUUAUCGUGAUGCAUCCAUUGAGUGUAUAAAGUGCUCCAAUGAGGAUCCAGCCUGUGAAUGGGCCUACACACCCAGUGCUGCAACAACAUGUGAAGGAACGGUCGGACUGGGAGUAGAGGAAAGCUGCUACGUUAUAGUUGAUGACAAUGGGACCAUUAUUCGUGGUUGCACACUAGAGGAUCCAUCAAUGUGCCAGGAAAGUGAACUAAGAAUUCGUUUUAAGUUUAUCAGUUUUCCUAAAAAUAUAUUUUUCUUUCAGGAGGAAGACAUAGAUUGUGAGAUCUGCACUGGCGAUGGAUGCAACAACAAAGGCAUAACAAGGCAGCUGUGUAUUCAAUGCCGCAGUGAUGUGGAGGACGGUGAACACUGUGCUGAGCAUCCGGAAGGAAUCAACGCAACUCUUUGUGAGGAAACAGACAUCACUUAUGAGAAGCGUGGUUGCUACAUUCAGCAACUAGCCGACGGUGCUAUAAGACGAGGAUGUGCCACGGAACUCAGUGCAGAUCAACUGAAUGAAUGCAAGGCCGAAAGUGAAGAGAAACUUUGUCACUACUGCGAUGGACCUGGGUGCAAUGAUCAACCAGGUGGCUCCACAGCAGUCACGAUAUCCUAUCUCAUAGUACUUACAUCGCUGCUUAUUGUAGUUUUAAGUCCCCUUCAUUGAAAUUUUCCUUUAGUUCAGCCUCAAUGUCAUUAAAGCUCAAAUAAAUGGAAAUAUUAAUCGAAAA